Cinara cedri is the source of this 3645-nucleotide messenger RNA. NCBI's taxonomy places the organism in Eukaryota, Metazoa, Arthropoda, Insecta, Hemiptera, Aphididae. The record is from the annotation of a GenBank genome assembly.
AUGGUGAAAAACGAUAAAGUGAGUAUCGCAUAGAUUACACCAUUUUAAACAUGCCAGCACGGUAAACGUUUUCUAUUUCAACGGAUUUUCAGUCAUACAAAAAAAGAAUGAGAAAAUUUUUACAGAAUCUACAACCAUCCAAUGGGGGCAAAGAAAACUUGAUAGGUGCUGGUAGAAAUCUGCAGGACAAUAUGGAGUAGGUGUACUGUAAGUUUAAUUAUUUUUAUGUUCCUGUGUUUACAUAUUCUUCUUUUGUUAUGCUGCACAUCAUAAUAUCGAAACCAGCAAUGUAAAACCAGUGCAAAUUAAUGAAGUAGAAGUAAAACCCAAAGAAAAGACACACAAUUCGUCUCCAGCUAAAGGCAAAUCAUCAUUGUACAGAAAAUUAAUACUUGAAGAUCUCACCUCUACAGGCAAGUGCAUAUGGUUGUUUUAAAAUAUAAAAUAAUAGUCGAAUCCUAUUUUUACCAUAUAUUUUUAUUUUUCAUUAAAGCUGGUCCAAGUGAAAAAACUUGGGAAGUGAUUGCUGAACAUCGUAGAAAAGCUUUAGCAAAAGCAAUUGAAGAAAAUCAACAAUUAUUUGCUCUUGUUAUUGAUUUAAAAGAAGAGAAUACAUGUUGCAAUACAUUGCUUGAAAAUUCUACUGAUCUUGUAAAGACACUAACGGUAAGGUUUAAUUAUAAUUAACUUUAUUUAUUUAUAAUUAUUAAGGUAGAAACCUAGUAGAUGAUCAAAAUAUUUGGCCCAUGUAUAUAAAUGGAUAAAAAUAGCAGAGUGAUCUAUAAAUUUGUUUUAUACAUAAACAUGACAUUUUUAUACUGCUAUUUUUUCUAUAUUCCUAGUAUUUUAAAUUUUUAGUGCUUUUUUCAAAUUUUAUUAUUAUAUAAAGUGAGUGUAAAAAAUAUUUGAACACCUUACAUUUUUCUCCAUGAUAUUAUAUUUUUCUCGAUAAAUUAAUACAUGCAUAUUAUUCUUUUACAAUUUUUAGUUAUAUUUUUAAAAAAAAACCAUACCAACAGUUCUAUUAAUAAUAAUAAUAUUAAAUAACAAAAAAAAAAAAAAAAAAAUGAAUAUAAAAUAGUAAUAAUAGAUAAAUAUUCGUACACUUCUAUUUUAGUUAUGGAAUAGUCUGUUUACUCAAAAUAAUGUUAUUAGAAAAUGAUAAGAUAAAUAAAAUGACACUAAAAGAUUAUUCGAAUUCAGUUUACUUCAAAAUAUCGUUGGAUACCAUCUAUCACAAGAUGAGUCUAAAAAAAGAGUGAGAUGAAUAAAACUGAAUGUUAACUUAUAUUGUGAUUGCAUAAUCAGUGUAAAUUAUUAUGUCAAAUAUAAAAAAUUGUCAACAGAGUAUAUAGCACUGAAAUAACUAGAUCCAUACAGUGAGCGGAAAAGCCAAGAAAAUAAGUAACCUAGUAGCCCAAAAAAACUUUCUGACCAUGAUAAACAUAUAGUUAUACAAAAAGUUAAGCUAAAUCCAAAAAUCCUAAAAUAGCACAAGGUAUUCCAAAUUUUUCUGGAGUAUGUGUCUGUGUAAAUACAAUGAGAAACUAUUUAAAAAAUAAUGAUUACCAUGGACAAAUAUAAAUUGAUUAUCAUGGUUGGAUUGUAAAGAAAAAAAAUGACAAAAAAGAUUUGCUUUUACAAGUAACAACUUAUAUCCUUGUUAACUUUUCUAACAAAGUUAUGUUUACAGAUGAAAGUAAAUUUAAUAUUUUUAGUUCAGAUGGAAGAAAAGUGAGUAUAGAAAUGAAACCAACAAAUUUACAGCUUACAGUAAUAUACGAAAGAGGUUCUGUAAUGGUUUGGGAAUGUAAGAGUUCUCAGAGUGUUGAAAACUUGCAUUUUAUUGAUGGAAUUAUGAACCAAGAUAUUUAUUUAAAUAUUUUAAAGAUAAAUCUUAAAGCCAGUGCUGAAAAAAUGGGCAUCAAAGAUGAUUUUAUAUUCUCAGAGGAAAAUGAUCCCUAGCAUACUGCAAAGAAAGUCAAGGCUUGGUUGUCUAAAAAUGUAACUGAAUAUCUCAUUACACCACCACAGUCUUCAGACAUUAAUCCUAUUGAAAAUUUGUGGAAUCAUUUGGAUAAAAAAAAAUUGAGAUCACAAUAUUUUAAGCGAGGAAACUCUAACAAAAAGAAGAAGAUUGGAAUAAAAUCACAGCAGAAACAACACAUCACCUGGUUGAUUCAAUGUCUAAAAGUUUGGAGGCUAUAAUCCAAAGACUACCCUACAAAGUAUUAAAUAGGGCUAUACAAUGGGUUAAAGGCUUUUCUUUUGAUGCUUAUGGUACUAUAAAAUGCAAAUCUUGCUAUUAAAUAAGGAAUAGGUGUUUAAUUUUAAUAAUUUAAAAUUUAAUUGAAUUUAUAAAUAUUGUACAAUUAAUGUUGUCUAGCUUUAAAGUUAUUGAAAAUGUCACAAGAAGUUUUUAAUGGAUUUUAAGGUGGGAAUAAUGUAUGAUUAAUUUAUAAACAAGUUUUAAAAAAAAUCUAUGUUCCUAAAAUGGCCAAAUGACUAUGUAUGUCAACUAUCAAAUUGAAUACAAUAUAAAUGUCUAAUUUGUACCACACAUUAGGUACACUUAUGGUAAUUUUAUAUACAUUGAUAUUUAAUUUGUUCUGGUUGAUUGUAACACAGAAUAGAUAAUAGUAUAAUAUAGUUUAAUAUUGGUAACUAUAUAUUUUGUACAUACACCCCUUUUGUUUUCAAACAUGCCAUAUUCUUUUAUUUAUUCUUAAACAUUGAUAAAACAUUUAUUGUACCACACUAAACAACAAAGACUUCCCUAUUAUAAAUAACUCCACUUUACAUACAAAUAAAUAUAUAAAUGAUCAUAAUUGCCAUGGCAAUUAAAAAAUUAUAAAUUAAUUUUGAAUAAAGAUUUCUUAUUUCAUAAUGAUACAUUAUUUAAUAAAUUUAAAGUGUUAACAAUCAAAAGACUUUUCUAUAAAACUGAAAUAGUAUUCAUACUCAAAAAUAACUUAACAGAAACUUUUUAACACACAAUAAAUACUAGAUAUAAAAUCAUCAAUAUUAUCAGUCCUAGAACAAUUAAAACUGCCACACAAUUACCAUUCUUAUAAGUAGGGUCAUAUAUUUUAAAUUUGCUGCCCACAGAUUUUCCAAAUGACACAUUACAAAAUUUUAAAAUAUGCUUAAAUAAUUGGUUAAUGGAACAAAUUGUGAAUUUAAUGAAAAUAUUUUCUUAAUUUGUAGUUUCAAGUAUAUUUAGAUUUAAUAUUAACUCAUAUCUUAUUGAAGAAGAACCAAUAUACAUUAUAAGUUAUAAUCUAUGUUUUAAAAUUGUCAUCAUUUAUUUAAUAUAAAUGUAAUUCAGAUAAACGCUAAGUUUUCGCACCCCCUCCCCCCCCUAUACAAGCAUGUUCAGUGAGGUUCAUUAUUCUUUUUUGAAAUAAACAUAAAAUAAAAAUAAAUAUUUACAUUGUACUGUAGUUAAUAAACCAAUUAAAUAAUAUUUUGAAUUGUUUUCUUACAAAGGGAAUGAUAAAUGAAAAUGAUUUUCAAAGUAAUGAUACCUCAUCUGAUGAUAUUGAAGACAGCAAUUUGAGCACACCUGGCAGUUCUGAUGAAAAACAUGUACACAAAAGAAUAAAACUAUCAAAAUCUACUAAUGAAUGUCCAGAUAGCAAUUAA